Pezoporus occidentalis (night parrot) is the source of this 2323-nucleotide messenger RNA. RefSeq names its product complement C8 beta chain (gene C8B). Gene Ontology annotation, cellular component: membrane attack complex. The record is from RefSeq and is a predicted model, not a curated record. The coding region runs from base 55 to 1857 and encodes 600 amino acids. Gene Ontology annotation, molecular function: protein binding. The transcript has 12 exons. Gene Ontology annotation, biological process: complement activation. NCBI's taxonomy places the organism in Eukaryota, Metazoa, Chordata, Aves, Psittaciformes, Psittacidae.
UUCCUACCUGAACCAUUUUCAAACCACCCCUUGGCAGCCAGAACAGGAACGGUGAUGGUUCCGAAUCGCCGGUGGUACCUUGCAGCGAUGAGCACAGCACGCACCACCUUUGUUCCAUACCCUAUCACGCUGUUGCUGCUUUACACCCUAUUCUGCAUCCUAACUAUUCAUUGCUUUGGUGGUGGAAAAGAGUCCCUUAACCUCAGCGGUACCAACGAGAGCAUGGCCAGCAGCAGACAUGCCCGGUCUGUGAGCGACCUGCCGCAGCCCCGUGACUGCAUGCUGUCCGCGUGGUCCUCAUGGAGCCAGUGUGACCCCUGCCAAAAGAAAAGGUACAGAUUCGCCCGCCUGGAACAACCUUCUCAGUUCAAUGGAGAUCCCUGUGAUUACACUGAUAAAGAAACUGAAGACUGUGUUACAAAUAAUCCUUGCAGGAAUAAAGUCAGAUGUGAUGGGUUUGUGUGUGCAGUUACAGGGAGAUGCAUUCCACGGAGGCUGCUUUGCAAUGGGGAUGAUGACUGUGGGGACCAGUCAGAUGAAAAGAACUGCAAAAAAGUGUUUAAGAAAUGCGACCGGAAGAUGGAGCAAUAUUGGGGAAUAGAGAAUCUGGCCAAAGGAUUAAAUGUCUUCACAAACAACUUGGAAGGAUUAGUUCUUGAUCACAGGUACUAUGCUGGGGGAUGUUCUCCCCAUUAUAUCAUGGACACAAGAUUCAGAAAGCCGUACAAUGUAGAAAGCUACACACCAGAGACCAAAGGCAAAUAUGAAUUUACAAUGACUGAAUACGACUCCUACUCAGAUUAUGAAAGCAGUGUCCUGAAGGCAAAAGCUUCACAAUCUAGCUUCAGCUUUGGUAUAAGAAUACCGCAAGUGUUUGAACUUGGUUACAAUUCAAAUGACAACAGGUUCAAGAAGUUCAUUCAAAGGAUGAAAAGGUUUUCUUCAACUUCCAGCAAAUUCAUUCAUGCCCGUUCUGAGCUGGCUGUUGCUGCUUACAAGCUGAAGCCCCGAGCCCUGAUGCUGCAUUACGAGUUCCUGCAGAGACUCCAUCAGCUCCCAUCAGAGUACAGCUACGGGGAGUACCGAGAGCUCUACAGAGACUAUGGCACCCAUUACAUCACGGAGGCCACUGUCGGUGGCAUCUACGAAUACACUUUAGUCAUGAACAGCAGUGAGCUCCAAAAGGCAGGUUUUUCUCUGAGUGAUGUCCAGAAAUGUGCACAGCGUGGCUUUAACAUUGGUGCAAAUAUUUACAGCGUCUAUCUGAGUCUUGGAAUAACUGAUGCUGGCUGUAAAUCCCUUCUAAAAGAGAUUGGAGACAGCACCUCCAAAAAACAGUAUGUGGAAGACUUCAUCAUCCUCAUUCGUGGUGGAGCAAGUGAACACAUUACCACACUGGCUUACAAAGACCUGCCGACGGCUGUGCUCCUGCAGGAGUGGGGAGAUGCUGUACAGUACAACCCUGAAAUCAUAAAGCUAAAGGCAGAGCCGCUGUAUCAGCUGGUGACUCCAACUGACUUGGCCAAUGCAAUCACCAUAAAAGAAAACCUGCGACGGGCUCUUGAUGAGUUUCAGAUGGAGACGAGUUCUUGUCGCUGUGCUCCCUGCCACAGCAAUGGCAUCCCCUUUCUGCAAGGAACUGAGUGUGAAUGCUUGUGUCCCCUUGGCUACAGUGGCACUGCCUGUGAGAUCAACGAGAGGAAAGAUGCUGCCAUUAAUGGAAACUGGGGUUGCUGGGCCAGCUGGUCUCCAUGCUCAGGAGGUCAACGAACAAGGAGACGACAGUGCAACAACCCUGCCCCACAGAAUGGUGGUUCAUCGUGCUCAGGGCCUGAUGCUGAGACACUUACUUGCUAGAGGGAAUCAUUAGGAACUUACACAGAACUGAUGAGCAGUUUGCAAAUGGAGUGGGAGAAUGUCAUCCGACUGGCUUGUUAAAUUGGCCUCAAUCUGCUUCUGAGUCUCACCCAAGUGCAUUGAAGUUGGAGACACUUCAGAAGAUGUUGGGAACUGGAUGUGUGUUAUAGAUCACACCUUCAGACAUGCUUUGCAGUUGUCUCAUGGGACUGAAUGUGCUUACUCUUCUUAAGUUUUACUUUUCUCUGUUUUUAUUGCAGUGGGCUGAGACAAGCUUUAUCUCCUGCCUUCUUUGGUAGCUGCAUGAUUUUAAAUUUCACUUGUCUUGUUUGUGAAGGUUCCUUUGAGAUAAGGAAAGACUCUUUGAUCUUACGUGCACCAGAAUGCGCACUAAUAUGCAGCUUCUGUGAAGGCAGCUGUGUGAUGUGGAGCAAAAUACAGCCUAUUAAAGUCUAAAUCUCAACCA